Messenger RNA from Fragaria vesca subsp. vesca, 1587 nucleotides. RefSeq names its product ER lumen protein retaining receptor-like. Bases 122 to 940 code for a protein of 272 amino acids. Gene Ontology annotation, molecular function: ER lumen protein retrieval receptor activity. The record is from RefSeq and is a predicted model, not a curated record. The transcript is spliced from 6 exons. Gene Ontology annotation, cellular component: membrane. Lineage: Eukaryota; Viridiplantae; Streptophyta; Magnoliopsida; Rosales; Rosaceae. Gene Ontology annotation, biological process: protein retention in ER lumen.
UUAUUUGGUUUUCCCCUGCUAAAACUUUUCCCCUCACUUUCGUCGCCGAUUCCACACUUCUCCGGCGAAACUAGAAAAAGCGACAAAACCAGAGAGAAAAGGCGACGAGUUCAAAAUUCCGAUGAGGGCCCCGAAGACGCCGAUCAACACCGUGUCGACAUGGGUCCGGCGCCAACCGCCGAAAGUGAAAGGCUUUCUGGCCGUGGUGGCGGGCAUGGCGGCUCUGGUUUUGCUCCGAUUCGUCGUUCACGAUCAUGAUAACCUCUUCGUCGCAGCUGAGGCUGUCCACUCCGGCGGAAUCUUAGUCCUCAUCUAUAAGCUCAUGAAGGAGAAGACUUGCGCCGGGCUGUCACUGAAAUCGCAGGAGCUUACAGCAAUGUUCUUAGCUGUGAGAUUGUACUGCAGUGUUGUUAUGGAAUAUGACAUACACACUUUGCUUGAUUUAGCUACACUGGUGACCACCCUCUGGGUUAUUUAUAUGAUCCGGUUUAAUUUGAAGUCUAGUUAUAUGGAGGACAAAGACAACUUUGCAAUAUACUAUGUGGUGGCACCAUGUGCUCUACUAGCUUUGUUUAUACAUCCGUCAACUUCUCAUCAUUUAUUGAACAGGAUUUCCUGGGCCUUUUGUGUAUAUUUAGAAGCUGUUUCAGUACUGCCCCAGUUGAGGGUGAUGCAGAAUACAAAGAUUGUUGAGCCAUUCACAGCUCAUUACGUGUUUGCACUUGGUAUUGCAAGGUUCCUGAGCUGUGCCCAUUGGGUUCUCCAGGUAUUGGAUACUCGCGGACACUUGCUCGUGGCCUUGGGGUAUGGGUUGUGGCCUUCUAUGGUUCUUAUUUCGGAAAUCGUCCAGACUUUCAUAUUAGCAGACUUCUGCUACUACUAUGUCAAAAGUGUUUUCGGAGGACAGCUUGUUCUUCGUCUUCCUUCUGGAGUGGUAUGAUUUCAAUCUGCUUGUGCUGUGGUCUAUGAGCACACUGUCGUCAACACUUAACUUAGCUAGCAUGUUUGUUCAUCCUUAUUUAGUUCCCCUUUUUGCUCUCCACAAGUUUCUAGUUCUGUCUUUCUAUGAGAAAAAAAAAAAAAUCACAACUGGAGAUGAAGUGGGUUGCUUGUAAAGUUGGGGAUGGAUGGAGUGAACUAAAAUUUGUAUUUAUAAUUUAGACAUGAUUUGGUUCCACUUUUUCUAUGGGUGUUAACAUUUUGUUAAAGCUUUACCAUCGGCUUCGAUGAUUUACAUCCCCAUGAUCUGCGGAAGCAUAUAAUCUACAGUUGUCUGGGUCAAGUCUGUUGUGGUUCCUGGGUUAUUAGUAGUAGAGAUAUAUACAUUAUUGGAGAUAAUAUUGCCUGGUCAUAUAAUUCAAAACUCCACAACACAAUUGUCUGCCAUCUGCCCUCAAUCUCAGUGGAUUCCUAUGGGUUCUUUGGGUUACUGAUAAGUGAUAACCUACCAUUACAUCUUUUGGCUGAGAGAACCUGAUCAUUUUUUGUUGGUGUGGAUAACCAAACCCACUUUUAGACAUCCUAGCACUACAACUCCACUAACUACCUUUUUGUUAUUUGUUGCCUAGUGCCUAAGCCACUUCUCUU